This is a messenger RNA of Malania oleifera, 1699 nucleotides long. RefSeq lists its product as uncharacterized. The transcript has 8 exons. The coding region runs from base 279 to 1112 and encodes 277 amino acids. Lineage: Eukaryota; Viridiplantae; Streptophyta; Magnoliopsida; Santalales; Ximeniaceae. The record is from RefSeq and is a predicted model, not a curated record.
AGCACCACUUAGAUCCUCCGUCGCCAGAAGUUUUGAAGAAUUUGGAGGAGCAAUGGGAGCUCCAUAGCCAUUCAAAAAAUUGGUGGCCUCUGUACACUCCUCCUUCUUUGAUUCUGAUUCUGCUUCUUCUUUUUCUUUUGUUCGUGUUUUUAAUUCGUUUUGACUCUUCUACUUUCACUUCUCUUCGCAUGUGAUAAUCCAAACCCGAUUAAGGUGGUGUUUACUUGGUUAGACAUUGUGGUUGAUUCUUUUUAAAGACGUAAUAUGAUGGUUCAACUAUGCUGAUGGUGCAUGCUCUGGGAGCUGUUGGCACUUGCCAGGCAUACUCGGACACAAUUACUCUGCACAAGGCCUCUUCCUGCAAUAUAAUCCAUGUUAAUCCCUUGCUCAAUUGUAUAGCUUCUCCUGGUCAUUCAAAGAGCCUUCCUAGUGUAGGAUUACUUUGUUCUUCUAUCUCUGGGAAAGGAUGUUCUUUACUUAAGAGCUAUCACCUAUCACACCAAGUGGCUUCAAAGAAAUGGUUGUGUCAAUUACAUGAUUCCAUUACCUCAGAUGAUGAGUAUCGCUCAUCACGUAAUAUAGCAAUCAGCUUGUUUAGGCGAUACAAGAACUUUGUCGACCGUGGAGGAGGUGACAACUUAAAAGAGUUUAUCAGUGCUGGGGUGAAUGCAUACGCUCUUGGUUGCACUGACGAAGGGUUGAGGAAAGAACUUACUGAUAUGAGGGAGUGUGGUGUUGAAAUUGAAGUCAUGCAAAGUUAUGGUGGAAACACUAGUCUGAAAUCCAAGAUCUUCUCCGAGGAGGUUGAUGAGUGUAUUUUGUGGUUGAGCAUUAUAUUCAUUACAAUCUUGUGCACACCACAACCAACCAUAGUCAGAUGGUCAUCCACACCUCCAGUGUCAGAUGAAAUAAUGCUUCAGUGGAAAGGCUUUUGUGCUCUAAUUGCAAAUGCAUAUUAUAUAAGAGGAAUGGCAUGGCUUCCUGUGAAGACUCUUCAGCUAGAGCAACUGGCAGUAGUUGGACGUGCUGAGGAGCCAUCAGUAGUUGCUAGCCGAAUGCGAUUAGUAUUCAGCACACUAGAGGUAGUGAGUCCACAGUGGCCAAGAGUCUAGUUCAAUGCUUUAAUCUGGAGAAAAUAAUGAAUUUGAACUCUUUUUAAAACAAGAAGCAUCUUUUUGUGGAAGAAUUUUCUACGAUAACAAGAAUAGGCAGUUGACUCUGCACUGGAACCACCUCAGACUUCACUGGGAUUAGCAGUGGCUCAACUUGGCCCUUACAUAUUUUUAUUUUUUAUUUUUUGAAAAAAGAAAAAAAGGUGAAGCACUGAAACCUGCCCAACUAGGACUCAAAUUUGGAACUUGGCUUAUGAUGCGGCUCUGGCAAGGUAUCACCAGUAGGGCUGUAAAUGAGUCGAGCAAAGCUUUGGCCAGCUUGAAUUCGGCUGGAACUCGAGCUUAAAGUUUGUUGUUCAAGUUCAAUUAAAUGCCAGUAGGGCUGUAAAUGAGUCAAGCAAAGCUUUGGCCAGCUUGAAUUCGGCUGGAACUCAACUUGAGCUUAAAGUUUGUUGUUCAAGUUCAAUUAAUUUUGCAUAUAUAUAGCUCUAGUUUGGCUUGACUUCAACUCGACUAAAGUUUAUGUCACUUUAAUAAAGUAUCUAGCUCAAGUGUACCUUGAAAGCUUGAGCUCAAGUUCAAACUUA